Epinephelus moara (kelp grouper) is the source of this 2639-nucleotide messenger RNA. RefSeq names its product phosphatidylinositol glycan anchor biosynthesis, class T (gene pigt). Bases 36 to 1967 code for a protein of 643 amino acids. Lineage: Eukaryota; Metazoa; Chordata; Actinopteri; Perciformes; Serranidae. Gene Ontology annotation, biological process: attachment of GPI anchor to protein. Gene Ontology annotation, cellular component: GPI-anchor transamidase complex. The record is from RefSeq and is a predicted model, not a curated record. The transcript is spliced from 11 exons.
CAACGCGGAAGUGAACCAGCACCGUAAAAGCAAAAAUGGCAGCUCACAGGUGCAGCUACUCGGCUAUGCUGCUCAUUCUUUGCAGUUUGUCGGUUUUUAUCAUCGCAGACAGCCAAGACUCGACACUACCUGGUGGUCACCAUGCCGCCGCGGUUGAUAAUCCGCAAACGGCCACAGAGACAGCGGGACAAACGGCCGAGCAGCCCGCGGUGGAGGAGAGGCGGUGGGCAGCCACUGAGGUUGAAGAUGAUGCUGCAACCGACGAACAGGACACUUCUGGUCCUGAACCCGCGGUCACCUCCUCGGUACCUCAACAUAAAGACGAUUUCCAGGAGGAGCUGGUCAUCAGACCGCUGCACUCAGGAGAUAUUUACGCCAGCUUCCAGUUCCGCACCCUGUGGGAGACUGACUUCAUGAGGGGAAACAAAGUGUCCCACUACCGGCUCUUUCCCAAGUCCCUGGGCCAGGUCAUCUCCAAGUUCUCAGUACGAGAGCUGCACAUCUCCUUCACACAGGGCUACUGGAGGACCAUGCAGUGGGGGCAGCCCUUUCUGCCGUCCCCUCCUGGUGCUGAACUCUGGGUCUGGUUCCAGGACUCUGUAACAGAUGUGGAUGGCACGUGGAAGGAGCUGACAAAUGUUUUGUCGGGGAUCUUCUGCGCUUCACUGAACUUCAUUGACUCCACCAACACUGUUCAGCCCAGUGCAUCCUUCAAACCGCUGGGUAUCAGCAACGUGACGGAUCACCGCUUCCUUCGCUAUGCCACCCUCCCACGAGAGAUUGUUUGCACUGAGAAUUUGACGCCCUGGAAGAAACUCUUGCCAUGUGGAUCCAAGGCGGGUCUCGCUGUGCUGUUGAAGUCAGAGAAACUCUUCCACAGUAGUUUUCAUUCUCAGGCAGUGCACAUAAGACCCGUGUGUCAGGACUGGCAGUGCAAAACCACAUCCUGGGAGCUGAGACAGACACUGAACGUGGUCUUUGACCUGCACACCCCCGGUCAGGGCAAACGAGAGUGGUCUCUGUUCAAGAUGUUCUCUCGGACCCUGACAGAAGCUUGUCCACUGGCCUCCUCCAGUAAAAUCUACAUCGACAUCACAGACAACCCUCAGGGGGAGCAGUUUGAGCUGAGCCCGGCCACUCCCCUGCUGAGCCAGGCAGUGGUGCUCGGGGACAGACGAACCUUCUCUGUCUACGAUCUGACCCAACAAGUCACCUUUGGCACCGUGCGCUCGCUCAACCUGCUGAUACGCUGGAAAUCCAGUGAGGGUGACAUGCUGCGUCCCCUGCUCCACGCUGAGCGCUAUGUGGCUGGCUACGGGCUGCAGACAGGAGAGAUUCACACGCUCAUGUACAACAACCACCCCUACAGGUCUUUCCCCGUGCUGCUGCUGGACUCGGUGCCUUGGUACCUCCGUCUCUACAUCCACACCCUCACUGUGACCAGCAAGGCGAAGGACAACAAGCCCAGCUACAUCCACUACCAGCCGUCUAAGGACCGUGUGAGGCCCCACCUGCUGGAGAUGCUGGUCCAGCUGCCUCCCAACUCUGUCACCGAGGUCACAGUGCAGUUUGAGAGGGCUCUGCUCAAGUGGACCGAAUACACCCCUGAUCCCAACCACGGCUUCUAUGUCGGGUCUUCAGUAAUCAGCUCUCUUGUACCAAGCAUUGUCGCCAUGGAUACAAACAGCACUCAAGAACGGCCACUUUUCAGCAGCUUUUUUCCCUGUAAAGAAGAAUCCACCUACUUUGUGCGAGUCUACACAGAGCCUCUGCUGGUCAACCUGCCAACCCCAGACUUCAGCAUGCCUUACAAUGUCAUCUGCCUGACCUGCACUGUGGUGGCUGUGGGCUACGGCUCCCUCUACAACCUACUGACCCGCAGCUUCCAGAUAGAAGAGCCCAGCCCGGGACUGGCCAAGCGGAUAGCCAACAUCAUCCGCAAGAUGAGGGGCGUGCCACCACUCUGAGGCUGGACACACAUGCCAACUGGCUCCACUUAUAGAAAGGAAGCUUUUCUUUUGGUGAAACCACUGGUAAACAUGUGAUAUUCAGGGAAGAACUGAGUCAAGCACUGGUAUGAAUGUUUUUUUUGAAACGGUCAACUUGAAGGUUUUGUUUUCAGAUGGAAGAAGACACAUUGUUCUUUUGAACACAAAUGCAUUCAGGAUCCUCUCCUGCUGGUGAAGGGUGAGAAAUAUGGAAAUGUCUCUACUUGGAUGUAAAGAAAAGGACCAGAUCUGUGCAGCGUGUUGCUAUGGUAACUGCAUCAGAGUUUUGAUUGUUUUUGUUUUUUAUAUUUGAGGCCAUAACUCCACAACAUCAUGAUGCAGCCACAGUGUCUCUGAGACACUUUGUUACUUUGUUAAUGAUGUUUCUACAGAUAUGAGACUGAUGGUCUUACACAGCAUUACAAAAGGAUAGCAAAAGGAUAAUCUCCUGAUCGGUUAGGACAGGUUGUCAAAUAACUCUAAAAAUACAGUGUUUCCCAUGUCCAACCAGAACACAGCAGCAAAGUCUAACUGUGGGACAUCCAGUGGUAUGUCCUCUAUUUAUACAGUUCCUAAUUUAUUUGUCUUAUCUGACACAUGCUCUGUAGUAGUUUUAAUAUAUGAGAAAAGAAAACUCAUAAAAAUACCAAA